CGUGUGGGGAGGCGGUGGGUGAUGGCGAGGCAGCCACUGUGGUGGGGUCUCAGGGGGCCGACGACCCCGCUACUCCUGCUGCUUCUCCUCCUCUCUUUGUUCCCUCUCAGCCAGGAAGAGCUGGGGGACGGCGGGGGCCAAGGCUGGGACCCGGGGAUAGCUGCCGCUACGGGGCGAGGGGCACGGAUCGGCGGCGGAGCCUUAGCUCUUUGUCCCGAGACGUCCGAGAUCCAGGAGGAUGGAGAACCUGGCCUGGGAGUCAGGGAACCUGUCUUCGUGGGGCUCCGAGGGGGAAGGCAAAUCGCCCAGAGUGGUCGAGGACCCCCUGAGCAGCCCGGCUUGGGACUGAGGGGGGAAUAUGGGGCCCAGGCAUUAGGCAGCCGCGGGCAAGAGACAGGACAGGGACCAGGGUCUCCGUUAUGCUGGCGCCCAGAGGUCUCCUCUUGCGGGAGGACAGGACCCUUGCGAAGAGAUAGUCUGUCGCCAGAGGCUCUGUCCCCAGGGGUCCCGGGCCCCGAGAAGAGCUCGCCCUUCCCUUCGGACCUUCUGGUUCCGCCCCGUGGUUCCAAGUCGGUGUCCUCCCAGAGGAAUGCUGGGAGAAGCGCUCCCCCAAAAGUGGGAACUAUGCGCUGCUGUGGGGAAUUGUGGGGAUCAGGACGCAGGGGUCAGGGCGAGAGAACGACGACAUCCCGAGAGGAGAGGAUAGUCCCCCUGCCGGACUGUCCUCCCGGGGCUGCAGGAUCUGGCCCCGAGCUGGUUUCAGCACCGCUCACGGCGAGGACAGUUCCCGAGUCUGGUUCAGCACCGCGCGAGUCCCGGACAGCUCCCGAGCCAACACCCGAGCGCAUGCGCUCCCGCGGUCUCUUCCGCCACCGCUUCCUCCCACAGCGCCCGGCGCCGCGCCCCCCGGAGGUCCCGGCCCGGCCAGGAGCCUGGAAAACACUCCCAGCCAGCCGGGUGCGCCCCCGCCGCGCCGCGAACCGCCACCCGCAGUUUCCGCAGUACAACUACCAGGCGCUAGUGCCCGAGAACGAGGCGGCGGGCACCUCGGUGCUACGCGUAGUGGCGCAGGACCCGGACGCGGGCGAGGCUGGGCGCCUAGCCUACUCGUUGGCUGCUCUCAUGAACAGCCGCUCGCUGGAGCUGUUCAGCAUCGACCCGCAGAGCGGCCUCAUCCGCACGGAGGCCGCUCUGGACCGCGAGAGCAUGGAACGCCACUACCUGCGCGUGACGGCGCAGGACCACGGCUCGCCGCGCCUCUCGGCCACCACCAUGGUGGCCGUUACAGUAGCCGACCGGAACGACCACGCGCCGGUGUUUGAGCAGGCGCAAUACCGGGAGACACUUCGCGAGAACGUGGAAGAGGGCUAUCCCAUCCUGCAGUUGCGUGCCACAGACGGCGACGCGCCCCCCAACGCCAACCUGCGUUACCGCUUCGUGGGGCCUCCAGCUGCGCGCGCUGCAGCUGCCGCCGCAUUCGAGAUUGAUCCGCGUUCGGGCCUCAUCAGCACCAGCGGUCGCGUGGACCGCGAGCACAUGGAAAGCUACGAGCUGGUGGUGGAGGCCAGCGAUCAGGGCCAAGAGCCUGGGCCGCGCUCUGCCACCGUGCGUGUGCACAUAACCGUGCUGGACGAAAAUGACAACGCGCCCCAGUUCAGCGAGAAGCGCUAUGUGGCGCAGGUGCGCGAGGAUGUGCGCCCCCAUACGGUGGUGCUACGAGUCAGAGCCACCGACCGGGACAAGGACGCCAAUGGACUGGUGCACUACAAUAUCAUCAGCGGCAACAGCCGUGGCCACUUCACCAUCGACAGCCUCACAGGCGAGAUCCAGGUGGUGGCACCUUUGGACUUUGAGGCAGAGCGAGAGUACGCCUUGCGUAUCCGGGCGCAGGAUGCAGGCCGGCCACCGCUGUCCAACAACACGGGUCUGGCUAGCAUCCAGGUGGUGGACAUCAAUGACCAUACUCCUAUCUUUGUCAGCACACCCUUCCAGGUUUCUGUCCUGGAAAAUGCGCCCCUGGGCCACUCGGUCAUCCACAUUCAGGCAGUGGAUGCAGACCUUGGGGAGAAUGCCAGAUUGGAGUACUCCCUAACUGGUGUGGCACCUGAUACACCCUUUGUGAUAAACAGUGCCACUGGUUGGGUCUCUGUGAGUGGUCCCCUGGACCGUGAGUCUGUGGAGCAUUACUUCUUUGGUGUGGAGGCCCGAGACCAUGGCUCACCCCCACUCUCAGCCUCAGCCAGUGUCACAGUGACUGUGCUGGAUGUUAAUGACAAUCGGCCUGAGUUUACGAUGAAGGAGUACCAUCUACGGCUGAAUGAGGAUGCAGCUGUGGGCACCAGUGUGGUCAGCGUGACUGCUGUAGACCGUGAUGCCAACAGUGCCAUCAGCUACCAGAUCACAGGUGGCAACACUCGGAAUCGCUUUGCCAUAAGCACCCAGGGGGGUGUAGGUCUGGUGACACUGGCUCUGCCACUGGACUACAAGCAGGAACGCUACUUCAAGCUGGUGCUGACUGCAUCUGACCGUGCCCUUCAUGAUCACUGCUAUGUGCAUAUUAACAUAACAGAUGCCAACACUCACCGGCCUGUCUUUCAAAGUGCCCACUACUCAGUGAGUGUGAAUGAGGAUUGGCCAGUGGGUAGCACCGUGGUGGUCAUCAGUGCCUCUGAUGAUGAUGUGGGUGAGAAUGCUCGUAUCACCUAUCUCCUGGAGGACAACCUGCCCCAGUUCCGCAUUGAUGCAGACUCAGGGGCCAUUACACUACAGGCCCCACUGGACUAUGAGGACCAGGUGACCUACACACUGGCUAUUACAGCUCGGGACAAUGGCAUCCCACAGAAGGCAGACACCACUUAUGUGGAAGUGAUGGUCAAUGAUGUGAAUGAUAAUGCUCCGCAGUUUGUGGCCUCCCACUACACGGGGUUGGUCUCUGAGGAUGCCCCACCUUUCACCAGUGUCCUGCAGAUCUCAGCCACUGACCGGGAUGCUCAUGCCAAUGGCCGGGUCCAGUACACUUUCCAGAAUGGGGAAGAUGGGGAUGGAGACUUUACCAUUGAGCCCACCUCUGGCAUUGUCCGCACGGUGAGGCGGCUGGAUCGGGAGGCAGUGCCAGUGUAUGAACUGACUGCCUAUGCAGUGGACCGAGGUGUGCCCCCGUUGCGGACUCCAGUCAGCAUCCAGGUGACGGUGCAGGAUGUGAAUGACAAUGCACCUGUCUUCCCUGCUGAGGAGUUUGAAGUGCGAGUGAAGGAGAACAGCAUUGUGGGCUCGGUGGUGGCCCAGAUCACUGCGGUGGACCCCGACGAAGGCCCCAAUGCCCAUAUAAUGUACCAGAUCGUGGAGGGGAACAUCCCUGAGCUGUUCCAAAUGGACAUCUUCUCUGGAGAGUUGACGGCACUCAUUGACCUGGACUACGAGGCUCACCAGGAAUAUGUGAUUGUGGUGCAGGCCACAUCUGCCCCUCUGGUCAGUCGGGCCACUGUGCACGUCUGCCUAGUUGACCAGAAUGACAACAGCCCUGUGCUCAACAACUUCCAGAUCCUCUUCAACAACUAUGUAUCCAACCGCUCAGACACCUUCCCUUCAGGCAUCAUUGGACGCAUCCCAGCUUAUGACCCAGAUGUCUCUGACCAUCUCUUCUACUCCUUUGAGCGGGGCAAUGAGCUACAGCUGCUGGUGGUCAAUCAGACCAGUGGGGAGCUUCGACUCAGCCGCAAGCUAGACAACAACCGCCCACUGGUGGCCUCCAUGUUGGUGACUGUCACAGAUGGGCUGCACAGCGUCACUGCUCAGUGUGUGCUGCGCGUGGUCAUCAUCACCGAGGAGUUGCUGGCCAACAGCCUGACCGUGCGUCUCGAGAACAUGUGGCAGGAACGCUUCCUGUCGCCGCUUUUGGGCCACUUCCUGGAAGGCGUGGCCGCAGUACUUGCCACACCUGCCGAGGACGUCUUCAUCUUCAACAUCCAGAACGACACGGACGUGGGGGGCACCGUGCUCAAUGUGAGCUUCUCGGCUCUGGCGCCGCGCGGGGCAGGGACUGGCGCUGCGGGUCCCUGGUUCAGCUCCGAGGAGCUGCAGGAGCAGCUGUACGUGCGCCGCGCAGCGCUUGCUGCCCGCUCACUUUUGGAUGUGCUGCCCUUCGACGACAACGUGUGCCUGCGCGAACCCUGCGAAAACUACAUGAAGUGCGUGUCGGUGCUGCGCUUUGACUCGUCUGCGCCCUUCCUGGCCUCGGCCUCCACGCUCUUCAGACCCAUUCAGCCCAUUGCAGGCCUGCGCUGCCGCUGCCCGCCCGGCUUCACGGGAGACUUCUGCGAGACCGAGCUCGACCUCUGCUACUCCAACCCUUGCCGCAAUGGCGGCGCCUGCGCGCGGCGCGAGGGUGGCUACACCUGCGUCUGCCGCCCGCGCUUCACCGGAGAAGACUGUGAGCUGGACACCGAGGCCGGACACUGCGUGCCCGGCGUCUGCCGCAACGGGGGCAUCUGUGCGGAUGGGCCCGACGGCGGCUUCCGCUGCCAGUGCCCAACGGGCGGCGCCUUCGAGGGCCCGCUCUGCGAGGUGGCGGCGCGCUCCUUCCCGCCCAGGUCGUUCGUCAUGUUCCGAGGCCUGCGGCAGCGCUUCCACCUCACGCUGUCCAUCUCGUUCGCAACGGUGCAGCCAAGUGGGCUACUUUUCUACAAUGGGCGCCUGAACGAGAAGCAUGACUUCUUGGCCCUGGAGCUCGUGGCGGGGCAAGUGCGGCUCACAUAUUCCACAGGUGAAUCCAACACCGUGGUCAGCCCCACAGUUCCAGGGGGCCUGAGUGAUGGGCAGUGGCACACUGUGCAUCUGAGAUACUACAACAAGCCCCGGACAGAUGCCCUGGGGGGUGCUCAGGGCCCCUCCAAGGACAAGGUGGCUGUGCUGAGCGUGGAUGACUGCAACGUGGCCGUGGCUCUUCAGUUUGGUGCUGAGAUUGGCAACUACUCGUGUGCGGCUGCUGGCAUGCAAACAAGCUCCAAGAAGUCCCUGGACCUGACAGGCCCUCUGCUCCUGGGGGGUGUCCCCAACCUCCCCGAGAACUUCCCCGUGUCCCACAAGGACUUCGUUGGCUGCAUGCGGGACCUGCACAUUGAUGGCCGCCGAGUGGACAUGGCGGCUUUCGUCGCCAACAAUGGCACCACGGCAGGCUGCCAGGCCAAGCUGCACUUUUGCGACUCAGGCCCCUGUAAGAACAGUGGCUUCUGCUCAGAGCGCUGGGGUGGCUUCAGCUGUGACUGCCCCGUGGGCUUCGGUGGCAAAGACUGUCGGCUCACCAUGGCCCAUCCCCACCAUUUCCAUGGCAACGGCACACUGAGCUGGGACUUUGGAAAUGACAUGGCUGUGUCUGUGCCGUGGUACCUCGGGCUGGCAUUUCGGACACAGGCGACACGGGGCAUCCUGAUGCAAGUGCAGGCUGGGCCACACAGCACGCUCCUCUGUCAGCUGGAGCAGGGGUUGCUAUCUGUGAUGGUGACCAGGGGCUCGGGCCAUGCUGCCCACCUACUCCUGGACCAGGUGACUGUCAGUGACGGCCGGUGGCACGAUCUGCGGCUGGAGUUGCAAGAGGAGCCAGGUGGCCGGCGGGGCCACCAUGUCCUCAUGGUCUCACUGGACUUUAAUCUCUUCCAGGACACCAUGGCGGUGGGGAGUGAGCUGCAAGGCCUGAAGGUAAAGCGACUCCAUGUGGGAGGCCUGCCCCUCAGCAGUGAAGAGGAGAGUCCUCAGGGUCUGGUUGGCUGUAUCCAGGGGGUAUGGCUCGGCUCCACGCCUUUGGGGUCCCCGGCCCUGCUUCCCCCCAGCCACCGAGUGAAUGUGGAACCUGGCUGUGUCGUGACCAAUGCCUGUGCAUCUGGGCCCUGCCCACCCCAUGCUGACUGCCAAGAUCUCUGGCAGACCUUCUCCUGCACCUGCUGGCCAGGUUACUAUGGCCCAGGCUGUGUGGACGCCUGCCUCUUGAACCCCUGUCAGAACCAGGGGUCAUGCCGGCACCUCCUAGAAGCCCCCCAUGGCUAUACCUGUGACUGUGCAGUUGGCUAUUUCGGGCACCACUGUGAGCAUAGGAUGGACCAGCAGUGCCCGCGGGGCUGGUGGGGGAGCCCAACCUGUGGCCCCUGUAACUGCGACGUUCACAAGGGCUUUGACCCCAACUGCAACAAGACAAAUGGGCAGUGUCACUGCAAGGAGUUCCACUACCGACCUCGGGGCAGCGACUCAUGCCUCCCAUGUGACUGCUACCCUGUGGGCUCCACCUCACGUUCCUGUGCACCCCACAGCGGGCAGUGCCCCUGUCGCCCAGGAGCCCUUGGCCGCCAGUGCAACAGCUGUGAUAGUCCUUUUGCAGAGGUGACAGCCAGCGGCUGCCGGGUGCUCUAUGAUGCCUGCCCCAAGUCCCUAAGAUCUGGUGUGUGGUGGCCCCAGACCAAGUUUGGUGUCUUGGCCUCAGUGCCCUGUCCUCGGGGGGCCCUGGGUGCUGCUGUGCGGCUAUGUGACGAGGACCAGGGUUGGCUGGAGCCUGACCUUUUCAACUGUACCUCCCCUGCCUUUCGAGACCUCAGUCUGCUGCUGGAUGGCCUAGAGCUGAACAAGACAGCACUAGAUACAGUGGAGGCCAAGAAGCUGGCUCAGAGGCUGCGGGAGGUGACCGUCCACACUGACCACUACUUUAGCCAAGAUAUCCGAGUCACUGCCCGCUUGCUGGCCCAUCUGUUGGCCUUUGAGAGCCACCAGCAGGGCUUUGGGCUGACAGCCACACAGGACGCCCACUUCAAUGAGAAUCUGCUGUGGGCCGGCUCUGCACUGCUUGCUCCAGAGACUGGGGACUUGUGGGCAUCACUGGGGCAGCGGGCCCCCGGGGGAUCCCCAGGCAGUGCAGGGCUGGUGCAGCAUCUGGAGGAAUAUGUGGCCACGCUCGCAAGGAAUAUGGAACUCACAUACCUGAAUCCCGUGGGGCUAGUGACACCCAACAUCAUGCUCAGCAUCGACCGUAUGGAGCACCCCAGCCCGACCCGGGGAACCCGUCGCUACCCUCGUUACCACAGCAACCUUUUCCGGGGCCAGGAUGCCUGGGAUCCUCAAACCCACGUGCUGCUGCCUUCCCAGGCCCCACGGCUGUCCCCACCUGAAGUUCUGUCCACAAGCAGCAGCAGCAUGGAAAACUCCACCACCUCAAGUGUGGCUCCCCCACUGGCGCCCCCAGAGACUGAGCCUGAGCCUGGGAUCUCCAUUGUCAUCCUCCUUGUUUACCGCACCUUGGGGGAGCUGCUCCCUGCCCAGUUCCAGGCCGAGCGCCGUGGCGCCAGGCUUCCCCAGAACCCAGUUAUGAACUCUCCGGUGGUCAGCGUGGCUGUGUUCCAUGGACGCAGCUUCCUAAGGGGCAUCCUGGAAUCCCCGAUCAGCCUUGAGUUCCGCCUGCUACAGACGGCAAAUCGGAGCAAGGCGAUCUGCAUGCAGUGGGACCCGCCUGGCCCGGUUGACCAGCACGGCAUGUGGAUAGCACGGGACUGCGAGCUGGUGCACAGGAAUGGCUCCCACGCACGGUGUCGCUGCAGCCGGACAGGCACCUUUGGGGUCCUCAUGGAUGCCUCCCCCCGUGAGCGGCUAGAGGGCGACCUGGAGCUGCUGGCUGUGUUCACCCACGUGGUCGUGGCAGUGUCUGUGGCCGCGCUGCUGCUGACUGCGGCUGUCCUGCUGAGCCUCCGCAGCCUCAAGUCCAACAUGCGUGGGAUCCAUGCCAAUGUGGCGGCCGCCCUGGGGGUGGCAGAACUCCUCUUCCUGCUGGGGAUCCAUAGGACCCAAAACCAGCUGAUGUGCACUGCAGUCGCCAUCCUCCUGCACUACUUCUUCCUCAGCACCUUCACGUGGCUCCUUGUGCAGGGGCUGCACCUCUACCGCAUGCAGGUUGAGCCCCGCAAUGUGGACCGUGGCGCCAUGCGCUUCUACCAUGCCCUGGGCUGGGGCGUCCCUGCUGUGCUGCUGGGGCUUGCUGUAGGCCUGGAUCCCGAUGGCUAUGGGAACCCUGACUUCUGCUGGAUCUCGGUCCAUGAACCUCUCAUCUGGAGCUUCGCAGGCCCUGUCGUCCUUGUCAUUGUGAUGAACGGGACCAUGUGUCUCCUCGCUGCCCGCACAUCCUGCUCCACCGGGCAGAGGGAGGCCAAGAAGACGUCUGUGCUGACCCUUCGCAGCUCCUUUCUGCUCCUUCUACUGAUCAGUGCCUCCUGGCUCUUUGGCCUUCUGGCAAUCAACCACAGCAUCCUGGCCUUCCACUACCUCCAUGCCGGCCUGUGUGGGCUCCAGGGCCUGGCGGUGCUGCUGCUCUUCUGUGUCCUGAAUGCAGAUGCUCGGGCUGCCUGGACACCAGCCUGUCUGGGCAGGAAGGCAGCGCCUGAGGAGGCAAGGCCAGCGCCUGGGACGGGGCCUGGGGCUUACAACAACACGGCCCUCUUUGAGGAGAGUGGCCUCAUCCGCAUCACUCUUGGUGCCUCCACCGUCUCCUCCGUGAGCAGUGCCCGCUCCGGCCGGACCCAGGACCAAGACAGCCAACGGGGCUGCAGCUACCUCAGGGACAAUGUCCUGGUUCGACAUGGCUCAGCUGCCGACCACACUGACAACAGCCUCCAGGCUCACGCUGGCCCCACUGACCUGGACGUGGCCAUGUUCCAUCGAGAUGCUGGUGGAGGCGCAGACUCCGACUCUGACAGCGACCUGUCCUUGGAGGAGGAGAGAAGCCUGUCCAUCCCAUCCUCAGAAAGUGAGGACAACGGCCAGACACAAGGGCGUUUCCAGCGUCCACUCCGCCGGGCAGCCCAGAGUGAGAGGCUCCUCACCCAUCCCAAAGAUGUGGAUGGCAACGACCUCUUGUCCUACUGGCCAGCCCUGGGGGAAUGCGAGGCUGCUCCCUGUGCUCUGCAGACCUGGGGCUCCGAAAGGCGCCUGGGGCUGGACGCCAGCAAGGAUGCAGCCAAUAACAAUCAGCCUGACCUGGCCCUGACCAGUGGAGAUGAAACCUCCCUGGGCCAGGCCCAGCGCCAGAGGAAAGGCAUCCUGAAAAACCGAUUGCAGUACCCACUGGUGCCACAGACCCGAGGUCUCCCUGAAUUGUCCUGGUGCCGUGCAGCCACCUUGGGCCACUGUGCUGUGCCGGCUGCCUCCUAUGGCCGCAUCUAUGUUGGAGGGGGCACAGGCAGCCUUUCACAGCCAGCCAGCUGCUACUCCUCUCGAGAACAGCUGGACCUGCUCCUCCGGCGGCAACUGAGCCGUGAGCGACUGGAGGAGGCCCCUGCCCCAAUUCUGCAUCCCCUGAGUCGGCCAGGUUCCCAAGAACGCCUGGAUGCUGUGCCAGGCCGCCUGGAGCCCAGGGAUCGGGGCAGCACCCUACCACGGAGGCAGCCACCUAGGGACUACCCGGGUGCCAGGGCUGGCCGCUUCGGAUCUCGAGAUGCGCUGGACUUAGGGGCACCUUGCGAGUGGUUGAGCACGCUGGCCCCGCCCCAUGGUGCCCGGGACCUUGACCCACAGCCCCCACCUCUGCCCCUGUCUUCCCAGCGGCAACUCUCAAGGGACCCCCUCUUGCCAUCCCGGCCCCUGGACUCUCUAUCUAGGAGAUCGAACUCAGGGGAGCGGCUAGACCACGUGCCUAGCCGGCACCCCUCACGAGAAGGUCUUGGGCCACCCCCGCAGCUGCUCAGAGUUAGGGAGGACCCAGCCAGUAGCCCUAGCCAUGGCCCCUCCACAGAGCAGCUGGACAUUCUCUCCUCUAUCCUCGCCUCCUUCAACUCCUCGGCUCUCUCCUCUUCUGUGCAGUCCUCAAGCACACCCUCGGGCCCUCAUACCACUGCCACGCCUUCUGCCACUGCCUCAGUGCUUGGGCCCUCCACACCACGCUCUGCCACAUCCCACAGCAUCUCAGAGCUGUCACCGGACUCAGAACAGAGGGACACACAAGCACUGCUGUCCACAACGCAGGCAAUGGAGCUGAGGAGGCGAGUCUACCAUGUGGAGCGGCCACUGCUGAACCAGGAACAGCUGGAGGAGCUGGGGCGCUGGGGCUCAGCGACUGGGACCCUCCAGUGGCGAACCUGGUUGCAGUGCUCCCAUGCUCGAGCCCGAGCCCUUCUGCUACAAUACCUCCCUGUUUUGGCCUGGCUACCCCGGUAUCCUAUGCGUGACUGGCUCCUGGGUGACCUCUUGUCUGGCCUGAGUGUGGCCAUUAUGCAGCUACCACAGGGCCUGGCCUACGCCCUCCUGGCUGGACUGCCCCCCGUGUUUGGCCUCUACAGUUCCUUCUACCCUGUCUUUAUCUACUUCCUGUUUGGUACUUCCCGGCAUAUCUCCGUGGGCACCUUUGCGAUCAUGUCUGUAAUGGUGGGCAGUGUGACAGAGUCCCUGGCCCCGGAUGAGGACUUCCUGCAGGACUUGAACUCCACGGUCAAUGAGACGGCCAGAGAUGCUGCCCGGGUGCAGCUGGCCUCCGCACUCAGUGUUCUGGUCGGCCUCUUCCAGGUGGGGCUGGGCCUGGUCCACUUCGGCUUCGUGGUCACCUACCUGUCAGAGCCUCUGGUCCGUGGCUAUACCACAGCUGCGUCUGUGCAGGUUUUCAUCUCGCAGCUCAAGUAUGUGUUUGGUCUACAACUGAGCAGCCGCUCUGGGCCACUGUCCGUCAUCUAUACAGUGCUGGAGGUCUGCUGGAAGCUGCCCCAGAGUGUGGUCGGCACCGUGGUCACCGCAGUUGUGGCAGGGGUGGUGCUUGUUUUGGUGAAGCUGUUGAAUGACAAGCUGCAGCGAUAUCUGCCCCUACCGAUCCCCGGGGAACUGCUCACGCUCAUCGGGGCCACAGGCAUCUCCUACGGUGUGGGCCUGAAGCGCAGAUUUGGGGUGGAUGUUGUGGGUGACAUCCCUGCAGGGCUGAUACCCCCAGUGGCCCCCAACCCCCAGCUGUUCGCAAAGCUUGUGGGAAAUGCCUUCGCCAUCGCUGUGGUUGGGUUCGCAAUUGCCAUCUCGCUGGGGAAGAUCUUCGCCCUGAGGCAUGGCUACCGGGUGGACAGCAACCAGGAGCUGGUGGCCCUUGGCCUCAGUAACCUCAUCGGGGGCCUCUUCCAGUGCUUCCCUGUGAGUUGCUCUAUGUCUCGGAGCCUGGUACAGGAGAGCACCGGGGGCAACACACAGGUAGCCGGAGCUGUCUCCUCCCUCUUCAUCCUCAUUAUCAUCGUCAAACUUGGGGAACUCUUCCAAGACCUGCCCAAGGCAGUCCUGGCAGCCGCCAUUAUCGUGAACUUGAAGGGCAUGUUGAGGCAGUUCACCGACAUAUGCUCACUCUGGAAGGCAAAUCGAGUGGAUCUGCUCAUCUGGCUGGUGACCUUCGUGGCCACCAUCCUGCUGAACAUGGACCUUGGCCUGGCAGUUGCGGUGGCCUUCUCCCUGCUGCUCGUGGUGGUCCGCACGCAGCUGCCCCACUACUCUGUCCUGGGGCAGAUGCCUGACACGGACAUUUACAGAGAUGUGGCAGAGUACUCAGAGGCCAGGGAGGUCCCAGGUGUGAAGGUCUUCCGCUCCUCAGCCACCGUGUACUUUGCCAACGCUGAGCUCUACAGUGACGCGCUGAAGCAGAGGUGUGGUGUAGACGUCGACCACCUCAUCUCCCGGAAGAAGAAGCUGCUCAAGAAGCAGGAGCUAAAGCUGAAGCGAUUGCUGAAGGAGGGGAUCCAGACACAGGCUGCCACCUCCAAGGGCUCUUCCGGUUCCACCAAUGCCAACACCAGCAUUAGAGACAUCGAGAGCAACAACUUGGAGGGCUCCAAGGCCAAGCAGGUGAGCGCAGGGAAUGAACUAGAGGAUACAGUGGCCAGCAGUCAAGAAGAUGCUAAGGCCCCAGCCAGGUCCACACUGAAGGCCCUGGGCCUGCCUCAGCCGGAUUUCCACAGCCUUGUCCUGGACCUGGGCGCCCUCUCCUUCGUGGACACUGUGUGCAUCAAGAGCCUGAAGAAUAUUUUCCGUGACUUCCAGGAGAUCGAGGUGGAGGUGUACAUGGCCGCCUGCCACACUCCUGUAGUCGCUCAGCUUGAGGCUGGGCACUUCUUCGAUGCAUCUAUCACUAAGCAGCAUCUGUUUGCCUCUGUCCACGACGCUGUCAUCUUUGCCCUCCAACACCCAAGGUCUGGCCCCGUCAGCCCUGUUUUGGUUACCCAACUCUGACUGUGCUGCUACCUCUGGAGGUUGUGACGGGGCACCCGUGAGAACC
Molecule: messenger RNA, 12259 nt
Organism: Ceratotherium simum simum (southern white rhinoceros)
Lineage: Eukaryota; Metazoa; Chordata; Mammalia; Perissodactyla; Rhinocerotidae
Source: RefSeq, a predicted model, not a curated record